AGAUGCGCUACGAACUACGGUUCUUUCGAUAUCCAUAAUCGAAUCAAUAGUCUUAUUCAUCAUGUGCGAUGAAUAUAAAUUAUCACAUUUUUCUCAAAAUUAGAUCUUAUAUAUCAUUAUUUUGAGAUCUGAUCAUUUUAAAUUGAGAAAAUCGACCAUCAUUUUUAUUUUUCAACGUCUGUAAUAAUAUUACGUAACAGAAUCUGUUUAUUUUUGUUAAUAUUUUAACAUGACGAACAUUUCGAAAAAAAGAAAAACCCCAUCAAAACUUAAGAGUGUGGGUAAUCACGACGAAUUUUUAAACCGUAUAUCUAAAUCACUUUAUUAUUCAAAAUUACCAGGAACUGAUUGCCUCAGUUUGCCUGUUACUGAAUUGGCAGCAGAAUUCUUUACUGAAGUAAAGAGUGGUCAUACGCUCGAAAGAUUAGAUGUGGAAGAAGCAAGUAAAAUUUCCAGAAAUGCAUGUGUUUCACCAUGCUCACUUGUUUUGGCAUUACUAUACCUAGAAAGACUAAAAGACUGCAAUCCAGAAUAUCUUCAAAGGGUAGCACCAUCUGAUCUCUUCCUUGUUUCUUUGAUGGUUGCUAGUAAAUUUUUGAAUGAUGAAGGAGAAGACGAUGAAGUAUUUAAUACGGAAUGGGCACAAUCUGGUGGUUUAACUAUAUCAUACAUAAAUCAAUUAGAAAAGGAUUUUCUUAAAGCUAUUGAUUGGACUGUUUUUGUUCAUAAUCAAGACUUCUGGGAAAGAUUGCAGAAAUUAGAAAAAGAUAUAGCUUAUAAAGAAGCACAAAAGAGAGGAUGGUUUUCAUAUACAGAACUAAGCUGUCUAAUGAAUUCAGUGCAAUUAAUAACAGUAGCACAUGCUAUGAUAAAUAUAUCAUCUAUUUGUUUAGCAACAUACACUGCAGGAGUAGUCACCCUUCUAGGCUCUGCUUUGGUUGCAAGUUACUUUCCAGGAACGAUACUUAGCCCAAAACAAAUAAAUUCUACGGACAUUAUAAAUACAGAUUUGAAUCCAGUUGUUGAUGUAACAGAAAUAGCUGUUGAAACUUUACCAGAGAAUAUUUUUACUUCAGAUUUAAUGUUUAAUACAUUGAGUUGUAAUCAAACUCAACAAAAUUGCGAAAAUAUUGAAUCCAAUGAAGUUGUAAAUGUAGAUUGGAAAUGGUGGCUAAAUCCAACUAUGAUUUGGUUACAAAAUAUUCAAGAUUGGAACCAAAAAAAUGAUUGUACAAAACAAACAGUAAAAUUAAACGUAACGAAAACGUUAACGCCAAGUACUAAAUUUUUACUUGAUAUUGCUACAUUAAUACGAAAUUCAGACGAAUUUUUAAUGAAUAUAAAUUGGAAACAAAUUCUGGGUAUAGAUUUAAAGAUUGUUUUGCACGAUUGGAGAUACUAUGCAAACUAUGUUACAAAAAUAAAUGUUGAUCAUCAACACUGAAAGUUAUAUACUGAAAAAAUGAAAAAUUUUACAAAACAUAAAGUCUUUAUUAGACAGAUUUAUAGAAAAGAAAAAUAUAUAUUUUUUGUACUAACUUGUAAAUUCGUAAACAACCACUAUACUAACAAAACAAUUUUUCUAAU
Messenger RNA from Megachile rotundata (alfalfa leafcutting bee), 1587 nucleotides. RefSeq names its product protein CNPPD1. Gene Ontology annotation, molecular function: cyclin-dependent protein serine/threonine kinase regulator activity; protein kinase binding. The record is from RefSeq and is a predicted model, not a curated record. Gene Ontology annotation, biological process: regulation of cyclin-dependent protein serine/threonine kinase activity. Lineage: Eukaryota; Metazoa; Arthropoda; Insecta; Hymenoptera; Megachilidae. Gene Ontology annotation, cellular component: cyclin-dependent protein kinase holoenzyme complex; nucleus.